Messenger RNA from Pochonia chlamydosporia 170, 618 nucleotides. RefSeq lists its product as hypothetical. The transcript has a single exon. Bases 1 to 618 code for a protein of 205 amino acids. Lineage: Eukaryota; Fungi; Ascomycota; Sordariomycetes; Hypocreales; Clavicipitaceae. The record is from RefSeq and is a predicted model, not a curated record.
AUGGUGGAUGUCUCUAAGUGGAUUGGCGAAAUAGUUACUCCCACAGAGGAGGUCGGCUAUUGUCCUGGCCUACCUAUAUCUUAUCAACAAUCACGCAAGCGAACCCAUCCGCUGUCACCAGACCCGAGCUCCAUGGAUGAAGGGUCGACUCCAACGAAGAGGAGGCGACAGGAUGAUGCAGAUCGAACGCCAGUUGCGACAGUUCUGAAGGCACCACCGAGACCUCCGAGAACCUCAUCCUCCUCCCCUACGAAGUCAUCCGCAUCCGCCAGCAUCCGGAGCAGCUCACAAUCAUCAUCGCGCCGCAAAUUCUCCUCCCUACAGGUCUCUGAAGAGGGGAUCAUCCCUCGACAGCUUAGCGGUCUUCAAACGCAGAAUCUGCCUUCAGCCAUUGAAGCGGCGCUGCUGAGAAUCAGACAAAUUGAUCGCUGCAAAGGCAUCCUGUCAGCAAGAUCAGACCAGUCCAGAUUCGAGGCAUUCAGAAGCGACAACGACCUUGAUAUGAAUGUAUUUGCCAAGUCAGAGACUGAUGGUAGUAGACUCACACCUGAAGAGGCUUGGGAUAUUGCAAACGGUGCACGUCGCUGCUUCGAGAAAAAUCAUGACGAGGACAACUAG